GUUUUCACUUCCCAAAUCCCCCACAAUCCUCUAAGCUCCAGACUCUAAAAAAUCCUGGACCUCCAUCCAAUCCAAACCAUCUUAUCUCCAUAACCCAUUUUUAAGCUCUACUAUUUCUUCUACUCACUUCAUUUUUCCCACUAGAACUCCAUAACCAAGAAGUUUUGGCCGGCCCAGAUGAGCUUUCAGAAACUUGAAGCUCUCAACUCUGGUAUCCUUAUCUUUCUGGGUGUUGUCGUUUUGAGCUUCUUUAAUCUUGGGCGGUGCCAAGAUGUUAGAGACUAUGACCAGUUCAACAAUUCUAAGGUUCUUCCUCUUAUCACAGAGGCUGCUUAUAGACGUCUCUCCGACCUCACUGAUCAUCUCAGUCGUGAUCUUGGCAACCAGUUUAGUUUCUGCAUUAAGGAUCCGCAGGAUGAUUGGAACCGGGCAUUUAAUUUUUCCAACAAUUUAGACUUCUUGUCUUCUUGCAUUGCAAAAACCAAAGGUGAUAUUGCAAAUCGUUUGUGUACUGUAGCAGAAAUGAACUUCUACUUUAAAAGUUUGUUUCCCGGAGCUCUGACUGAUAAUUAUUUAAAACCCAAUAGGAACUGUAAUUUAACGUCUUGGGUUUCUGGUUGUGAACCGGGAUGGGCCUGUAGUGUUGUUGAUCUUGAAGAGCCAGUUGACCUUAGAAAGUCAGAGGACAUGCCUGCGAGAACUCAAGGCUGUGACACUUGUUGUGAGGGCUUUUUCUGUCCUCAUGGUAUUACAUGCAUGAUACCUUGCCCAUUGGGUUCUUAUUGUCCCCUUGCAACACUCAAUAAAACAACCGGUGUAUGUGAACCAUACCGGUACCAACUACCUCCAGGAAAGCCAGAACAUACUUGUGGAGGGGCUAACAUUUGGGCUGAUGAUGGGAGUAGUAGUGAGGUGUUUUGUCCAGCGGGAUCAUAUUGCCCUUCAACAACAAAAAAGUCUAAUUGCAGCAGUGGACAUUAUUGUAGGAUGGGUUCUACAUAUGAGCAAGGUUGCUUCAAGUUGGCCAGUUGUGAUCCAAAUACAGAAAGCCAAGACAUACAAGCAUAUGGGAUGCUGCUUAUAGCAGCUUUAGGUAUUCUUCUACUGAUUAUUUACAACUGUUCUGACCAAGUUCUAACCACUAGACAAAGGAGAUUGACUAAAUCCAGAGAAGCAGCUGCCAGAAGUGCAAAGGAGACGGUCAAAGCACGCCGGAGGUGGACAUCUGCCAAAAAUGCUGUCAAGAAGCAUGCAAGUGGAUUGCAAGUUCAAUUAUCUCGCACAUUUUCUCCAAAAAGAGAUGCUACAGAUCCCGAGAAACACAAGAUUUUGGAACAUUACAAUCCUAAAAGUGAUGAUGAUAUGUCAUCUACAAAUUCAACUGAUUUUGGUAUAUUUAUGACCUCAUCUGUGCAAUCAGAAGGAAAGCUAAAGGAACAUAGGGAUCUCAUGCAUAGAAUACAUGAGAUUGAAGAAAAUCCAGAGAAUUUUGAAGGUUUCAGUUUUGAUAUAGCAAAUAAUAGUGCAGUUAAUCCGUCUAAGGGAAAGCAAAUGAGUACCGACAGCCAAAUUUUCAAGUAUGCAUAUGCUCAACUUGAGAAAGAGAAAGCUCAGCAACAAGAAUUCAAGGAUCUUACCUUCUCAAGGGUGAUCAAAAUGGCUACGGAUAACAGAAUCAGGAAGCGGCCUUUAAUUGAGAUUUCUUUUAAAGAUCUAACCCUUACUUUGAAAGGCAAAAACAAACAUAUUUUAAGAUGUGUUACUGGUAAUAUCAAGCCGGGUCGCAUUACAUCUGUCAUGGGCCCAUCAGGUGCUGGCAAAACGACACUUCUUUCUGCAAUAGCAGGAAAGGCAGUUGGAUGCAGUAUGUCUGGGUUAAUUUUAAUAAAUGGAAAAAAUGAAUCAAUUCAUUCUUAUAAGAAAAUCAUAGGUUUUGUGCCCCAAGAUGAUAUUGUUCAUGGAAACUUGACAGUGGAAGAGAAUCUAUGGUUCAGUGCAAAAUGCAGACUAUCAGUGGACUUGCAGAAACCAGAUAAAGUUUUGGUUGUUGAAAGAGUUAUUGAGUCUUUGGGGCUUCAGGCAGUAAGGAAUUCUUUGGUUGGAACAGUUGAGAAGCGGGGGAUAUCUGGAGGUCAGAGAAAAAGAGUUAAUGUUGGAUUGGAGAUGGUUAUGGAACCUUCACUUUUGAUCUUGGAUGAACCUACAUCUGGUUUGGACAGUGCAACCUCUCAGCAACUUCUUAGAGCACUUAGGCGUGAAGCUCUCGAGGGAGUCAAUGUCUGCAUGGUGGUUCACCAACCAAGCUAUGCCUUGUUCAAGAUGUUUGAUGAUUUGAUCCUCCUGGCAAAGGGUGGUCUUACUGUGUAUCAUGGACCUGUGAAGAAAGUGGAAGAUUACUUUGCAGGGCUUGGGAUAAUUAUCCCUGAUCGUGUAAAUCCACCGGAUCACUUCAUUGACAUUUUAGAGGGUAUUGUAAUGCCAGAUAGAGGUGCAAAAGUAGAUUAUAAAGAGCUUCCUGUCAGAUGGAUGAUUCAUAAAGGGUACAGAAUACCCCCUGAUUUGAGGCCGAAUACAAUGGAUAUUGCGUCAUCCUCAACAUCUGUGGAGUCUAAUGAUGUUGAGUCUAAUGAACCAAAUCCUACUGAUGCUGAGAUGGAAGAACAGUCUUUUGCCGAAGAGUUAUGGCAAGAUGUGAAAAAUAAUGUGGUGCUGCACCAGGAUAAGAUUCGGCUCAAUUUUUUGAGUACCAAAGAUUUAUCAAGACGAAGAACCCCUGGUGUAUUCCAACAAUAUAAAUACUUCCUUGGGAGGGUUGGUAAACAGAGACUUCGAGAAGCUAAAUCACAAGCUGUUGAUUAUUUUAUUUUAUUACUUGCGGGAGCUUGCUUAGGAUCACUUUCUAGUAUGAGUGAUAAAUUUGGUGCAGCUGCUUAUACUUAUACCAUUAUUGCAGUUUCUCUUCUCUGCAAAAUUGCUGCUUUGAGAUCAUUUUCCAUGGAUAGGUUACACUACUGGAGAGAAAGUUCCUCUGGCAUGAGCAGUUUGGCUUAUUUUCUAGCUAAGGAUACCAUUGACCUUUUCAAUACACUGGUCAAACCUGUGGUUUAUCUGUCAACAUUCUAUUUCCUCACCAAUCCAAGAUCUUCCUUCGGAGAUAAUUAUACUGUUCUUCUCAGCCUUGUUUAUUGUGUUACCGGUAUAGCAUAUGCAUUUGCCAUCUUCUUCGAUCAAGGCACAGCUCAGCUGUGGUCGGUACUUCUUCCAGUUGUCCUGACUCUUAUCUCGUCACGAACAACAGGAAGUAAAAUUGUCAAGACUUUUGCUGAGUUUUGCUACCCUAGGUGGGCUUUAGAAGCAUUUGUGAUUGGUAAUGCUGAAAGGCACUAUGGAGUCUGGCUGAUAACUCGGUGUGGCAAUCUUCAGGGGUUUGGCUAUGAUCUUCAUGAUUGGACUCUGUGCAUACUAGUACUCUUCCUCAUCGGUGUUAUUAGCCGUGCACUUGCCUUCGUUGGCAUGAUAACUUUUCAAAAGAAGUGAUUCCUAAGAACUAGCUAUACGUACCUACAUUUUUCCAUUCUUCUAUCUACAAGCAUACCUCACCAACAGAAAGUUUCAACUUUGAGAGGUUUAUAUUUUCCCCUAACACACACCUGGACUAAGAACGUCCUUAGUAUGUUGACGACGAGAACUAUGAGAUUUUGAUUUUGGUUUAUUUGAGUUACAUUACUGCUAACACACUGACAUACAAAAUAUGUAGAUGAAAGUGGACAGACUAUAUAUAAAUAGGUAGUGGGCAAAGCUUCCUUUUACAUGUUGAUUUGUUGUAUUCUUUAAUAGUGAAGUAUGGUCUUGAUUUUUUGUGUAAGUUGUAAUUAAAUUCAUAUUGUUUAUAUAAAUUAUUGUUAUUCCA
Molecule: messenger RNA, 3910 nt
Organism: Humulus lupulus (European hop)
Lineage: Eukaryota; Viridiplantae; Streptophyta; Magnoliopsida; Rosales; Cannabaceae
Product: ABC transporter G family member 24-like
Exons: 14
Coding region: 178-3537 (1119 amino acids)
Molecular function (GO): ATP hydrolysis activity; ABC-type transporter activity; ATP binding
Source: RefSeq, a predicted model, not a curated record